GGCGUGUUUUGGAUUUCAGAUUGACUUGCAGCAGAGCUGUGAGUUGUUCGGUCACACAAAACGCUUCCCUCCCUUCGAGUUCUCUGAACGCAAACUCGAACGGAGGUACGCAAAUUCGAGUUUGCGUUCCGAGAGGCGCUAAGUCCCGUUUGUCACACGAUUGCACGAAGUCUCAUGCCCAGCUUGCACUUGGACACGAGUUGUGACACUGCAACAGGAAAAUUUGUUUUACUCGAGAGAGCCUUGCGUAUCGGGGAGAGGCCUCCUGUCGGCAAGAUUGCACGAAGUCUGAUGCCCAGCACGCAGUUGCACACGAGUUGUGACACUGCGACGGAAAGAUCAGAGACUUGCGUAUCGAGGAGAGGGACUCCUGUCGACAAGAUUGCACGAAGUCUCAUGCCCACCACGCACUUGCACAGUAGUUGUGACACUCCGACCCGAAGAUCAGUUUUGCUCUAGAGAGCUUUGGGAUCGAGGAGAGGUCAAGGUUACAUUUCUCCCGCGCAUGCCAAGCAGCAAACUUUUCUUUCUCUGCCAGAGUGGAGGAGAGAAUGGAAGGUGCAGGGCCAUCUAUCGUCAGUGACCCUGCUCAAGUCGUGACACGGGAGGUGGACUCUGCAGACGAGGAACCGGAGCUUUCCUCCGACCUACAAGACUUUAUACGGCGUCUGGAAGGAAAAGGCGAGCCUAUAACUUCGCUUACAAAUUUCGAGCCGUCAUCGCUCUCGACGAUCUUAGGUCCGCGAAGCCAAAUGCGCCUCCGAGUGCUGAAGGCAAUCGGCAACUGCAACACCCUUGAGUAUCUCGAAUUAAAAGAUAUUUGUGACGGAGAUAUAUCGACGUUGACGGCUAGCGAGUGGGAUGUCGUUUUGAGUGGAUUCAGGUGUAGCACCGUACUUCGAGAGAUAAGGAUUUCAUUCUUGAGGUGGAGUUCAGACGAGGAAGUGGAGAGGUUGUGUCUAGAGCUGGGGAGAAUUCUGAAUACGUCUACUGUAAAAUAUUUGCAAAUCAACAAUUGCAGAUUGAGUGCAAGAUGUUAUUUGAAUCUCGCAUCAGGAAUGCGAGGAAAGUCUGAAACUAAACUCGAGUCUUUAGAAUUACAUGACGCCGCGUGGGAGGACUCGAGUGCGGUGAAGCAUGUCGCUGACAUGAUCAAUAGUGCUACUCGAUUAGAAAUGCUGAGUUUAGGUAGCACAUCUCCGAUACUCAUAACAGUGAGGAGUUUAAGCAACACAGCUCUGAGAGAAAUGGGCUGCGACAUGAACGAGAAGGUCGUUCGAACCAUGUCCCAAGCUAUAAACGAGAGCUCGUCUUUG
Molecule: messenger RNA, 1316 nt
Organism: Marchantia polymorpha subsp. ruderalis
Lineage: Eukaryota; Viridiplantae; Streptophyta; Marchantiopsida; Marchantiales; Marchantiaceae
Source: the annotation of a GenBank genome assembly